AGGGAGGACCCCCGCGAGCCGGUCCCUGGCGUCCGGUUGCCCAGCCCUUUUCAGGCUUGGGCCCGCAUGGAGGGAACCGUGGAGUCCCAGACGCCUGACCUGCGGGAUGUGGAGGGUAAGGUGGGCAGGAAGACCCCUGAAGGGCUGCUCCGUGGGCUGCGAGGCGAGUGUGACCUAGGAACCUCUGGCGCCCUGCUGCUCCCAGGGACGCCUAGCACCGGCCACGACUUGGGGGACAAGAUCAUGGCGCUGAAGAUGGAGCUGGCUUACCUGCGAGCCAUCGAUGUGAAGAUCCUGCAGCAGCUGAUGACCUUGAAUGAGGGCAUCGAAGCAGUGCGCUGGCUGUUAGAGGAGCGGGGCACGUUGACCAGUCAUUGCAGCAGCCUCACCAGCAGUCAAUAUAGCCUGACAGGCGGGAGCCCAGGCCGCUCAAGGCGAGGCAGCUGGGACAGCCUGCCAGACACCAGCACCACAGACCGGCUGGACAGUGUCUCUAUUGGCAGCUACCUGGACACAGUGGCCCCCAGCGAGCUGGAUGAACAGGGCCCACCUGGGGUUCCACGUUCCGAGAUGGACUGGGCAAAAGUUAUAGCUGGUGGAGAGAGGGCCAGGACUGAGGUGGAUGCGACAGCCACCAGGCUAGGGAGCUUGAGGGCUGUGUGGAAGCCCCCAGGGGAGAGGCUUCAAGGUGGACCACCUGAGUCACCAGAGGAUGAGAGUGCCAAGCUGGGCUUCGAGGCCCACUGGUUCUGGGAGCAGUGCCAGGAUGAUGUGACCUUCUUGUAACAACUUUUCCACCCUUUUGUAAUCCUGUGGCUCUUUUAUCUGUUAGCUGUGGUCUCCCCUAAAAUUGAUUCUCCCUCAGUCUGAGACUAGGAAGAGGCUGCACUGAAAUCAGUUACCAUAGAAACCUGGCUCAUUUCUCUGGUCCCUAGGGAGUCUCUGCCUUUAUCCGUAAAUUAUUGGGUCCC
Macaca mulatta (Rhesus monkey) is the source of this 971-nucleotide messenger RNA. It is a transcript of the gene LURAP1, whose product is annotated as leucine rich adaptor protein 1. NCBI's taxonomy places the organism in Eukaryota, Metazoa, Chordata, Mammalia, Primates, Cercopithecidae. Gene Ontology annotation, biological process: positive regulation of cytokine production; positive regulation of canonical NF-kappaB signal transduction. The record is from RefSeq and is marked provisional.